Messenger RNA from Colletotrichum spaethianum, 906 nucleotides. Its product is annotated as geranylgeranyl pyrophosphate synthase atmG. The record is from RefSeq and is a predicted model, not a curated record. Gene Ontology annotation, biological process: isoprenoid biosynthetic process. Gene Ontology annotation, molecular function: prenyltransferase activity. NCBI's taxonomy places the organism in Eukaryota, Fungi, Ascomycota, Sordariomycetes, Glomerellales, Glomerellaceae. The transcript has 4 exons. Bases 1 to 906 code for a protein of 301 amino acids.
AUGACGCCUCAAGAAUUAAUCAUCCGCGCUCCACUCGACUAUCUUCUCAACUUGCCAGGCAAAGAUGUGAGAAGCAAGUUGAUGUCAGCGUUCAACCAGUGGCUUCGUAUCCCCGAGGAAAAGCUUGAGGUUGUCAAGCGUAUUAUUAUGCUGCUUCACAAUGCAUCCCUGCUACUUGACGACAUCCAAGACUCCUCUACCCUCCGUCGUGGUUUGCCUGUCUCCCAUAGCAUCUUUGGCGUUGCUCAGACCAUCAAUGCCGCCAACUAUGCUUUCUUCCUGGCUCAACAAGAGAUCCCCAAGUUGGGAGACCCACGUGCGUUUGAGAUCUUCACCGAAGAAUUGCUCAACCUGCAUCAAGGGCAGGGCAUGGAUAUAUAUUGGAGAGAUGCUUCAAUCUGUCCAACAGAAGAGGAGUACUUCCAAAUGGUCUCAAACAAAACCGGUGGUUUGUUCAGACUGGCAGUAAGACUUAUGCAGUUGGCAAGCACGAGUGACCGAGACUAUGUACCCCUUGUAAAUGUGCUGGGACUCAUUUUCCAGGUUCGCGAUGAUUACCUCAACUUGCAGAGUGCUGCCUACACCAAAAACAAAGGGUUCGGAGAGGACCUGACCGAGGGGAAGUACUCAUUCCCGAUAAUCCACAGCAUACGCUCGAAUCCGUCAAACAUUCAGUUAUCCAGCAUUCUCAAGCAACGGACAACUGAUGUGGAUGUCAAACUCUUUGCAGUUUCGUACAUCGAGUCAACAGGCUCUUUCGAGCAUUGCCGACGAACGCUAGCACAGUUAACAGCUGAGGCUAGGGCGCUGUCAGAAAGCAUGGAUGAUGAAUCAUCCCAAGGCUCUGCUGUAGUAAAUAAAAUUUUGGAAAUGGUAGGGCUUGACGGCGAUGAGGUACCAAAAUGA